Diatraea saccharalis (sugarcane borer) is the source of this 1525-nucleotide messenger RNA. NCBI's taxonomy places the organism in Eukaryota, Metazoa, Arthropoda, Insecta, Lepidoptera, Crambidae. The record is from the annotation of a GenBank genome assembly.
CUCCUAUUCGGUGAAGCUACAGCUUAGUAAUUUUGUACUUGUUUCCAACUCACUCGAGGAAAUCUAUAAUUUUAUUUAUCACUAUUUCUGCCAUUGUUCUUGCAGCCAACUACACAGCAGGUAUCGUGACGCAUUUUAUUAAUUUUUGCUUAAAAUGCACAAAUAUGUAAAUUUCUUAAGUAAAAAGUGACAUUUCGUCGGACAGAUGUUCCGUUUUAGCCACGGUACGCGCUGCGAUCGAUUCGUGUUCUCCCACCUACUUCGCACCCAGCGAAUAGAAACGUUCCAUAGUCAUGCCGACCGCUCAUUAUCGACAACCGUUGGCGCUGAGCUUUGCGAGGCCAUAAGCAUGAUAGCAUUCGGUUUACACUUUUAAUCUUUGAUUUAAGUGAUAUUAGUCUUGCCAAAUUAAAUAUUUUAACUUAAUGUGACAAUAUUUAUUUUCAAAGUGAAUAGGAAAAUACUAGAACGGAGAAUGAGACUACGCCUCAUAACGUUAACUGAUCAAAUAUUUCUAAAAAAAGUCUUUAAUGGAUAAAUAUUACGACUUCUAUUGCAGAUUUAAGAUAUAAGACCAAGAUACCAUACUUUUAUGAUUUUUUUAUUACAAUCGAUAUAUGAGAAUUGAAUUGAAUUGAAUUCUAGUCAUUCACGAAUAUAUUCACCCCUUCCCUAAUCCCUAGUGUCAAGCAAAAUAUCAAACACAAUCGUGACGUGUUUCGUGUUAAUUUUCCUGAUUAUUCAAGGAAAAGUGGCAUAAACAAAGCAAUUUAUUUAUUUCUAUUUCAUCGGUUAACUACGUUAUCAUAGAAUUUGUCAUUUUUAGCGUUAUUUGAGGAGUCUUGCAAAUUUGAGGUUAAAAAAUGCCGAAGUAUUAUUGUGAUUAUUGCGAUACAUACUUGACUCACGAUUCACCUAGUGUUAGAAAAACACAUUGCACAGGAAGAAAACACAAAGACAACGUGAAGUUUUAUUAUCAGAAAUGGAUGGAAGAACAAGCACAGCAUCUCAUCGACGCAACAACAGCGGCGUUCAAAGCUGGUAAAAUCGCUCAAAAUCCGUUUGGAAAUAAAGGUGCAGCUAUUCCGCCACCGUGGGAUCCUUCAGUAAUGGGUCCAGGGGGACCCCGACCACCUGUUCCCGCGCCUGGAGGUCCACCUGGUAUGCUUCCACCACCCACCAUGGGACCUGGAGGGCCUAUGGCACCACCGAUGAUGAUGGGACCACACGGUCCUAUGCCACCCAUGGGUAUGGGUAUGGGAAUGAGACCACCUAUGAUGGGACCACUCAUGGGACCUAUGGGACCAAUGGGCCCAAUGGGUCAAAUGAGACCACCUUUAAUGAAUGGACCACCAAUGAACAAAUAGUGUAAUAAAUUUAUAAACUUAUAGUGAUAGUGAUUAAGUUUUAGUGACCAUUCUGUUUUGUGAACAGUUUCAACUACUUUUCUGUUGGUUUUAAACAUGUGUUUAGCACUAAGUAAUAUACAACAUAAUAUUAAUGCAUAAAGUAACAAAUACAGAUA